AAAUCAUGGAGCGGUUUUUUUGGCGAGAGAAAAACAAGGCGAGUCUUGCUUCUGAAUCUCUCCCCGAUUUGUGAUGUCCAUGCAGUAAGUUUUUGCAUUGAUCGACGACCAAGUUCGUGUCUCUCGUCUCCCCAGUUUUGGUUUUCCGUUACAGUAAUGUGCAGAAAAAUGGCUAUCUCCUUGCAUCGCGCCGGGAGGUCUUGCUCCUCCUUGCGUGGGUUGCAAAUGUGGGUCAGCCGGUCAGACUUUUUGUCGCGACCAACAGAAACUCGGAAGCAGAAACUUCUCAGGACUUUGUGUACCUUCACCACAACGCGACCGCACAGCACCGUAGCCGCUACACUAGACGCCCCGGUCGCUACUUCUAGCGCACCCCGAGAGGAGCCCGUUGCACCCUCUGGAACGCGCUUCAGUAUACGAUCGUCCUCCGGCGUAUCUGCGUCCUCUACUGCGACUUCUAUCCUAGACGACGUGCUUGUCAAUGGUGCUGCAACAUCGAAAGCGACCUCGUCCACCAUCGCGGGCACCGGCUGUUGCAAUGCCCCCACAGCCCCCAGAGAAGUGCAGCCCGACCUUCCCCUCUCCAACAUUCCCGGCGCGGGCAACAUGCGAAAAAAGCGCACCCCCGAGGAACGGAAGCAGCGACGGGCGGAAGCGCAGGCGAGCCGCGACAGCGCGCGGGCGGACUUCCACAAAGCACGGGUGUGGUAUUACACGAAAAACAGUGGCGCAACCAUGUUGAGCUUCGCGAUCGGCUACUGGGGAACGCGGUGGUAUGAAGAUUAUUGUAGCGAACAAAAAAGAUCUGAAGGGGUGGAUGGAAAUUCUGUGCUUCCUAGUGCCGAAGAUACUGCAAAAAGCUAGCGUCUUCUUUUGAUUACAACUCGUGUAGACCACAGAUCUUAAUAUUUUCGCGCACUGCAAGUGCAACUGCUGCAGCUCGGUGGUGGCGCUAGCUGCAUUCAGGGUGACAACAACUACGACCGAGCGUCUGCCGCGAGACUCUGUCCUCUUCCGGUUUUGGGACGAGAUAAUUUUCCAUCUUCUUAUCGAAUUCCAAUUCGAGUGCUUUCAAGCUGCGUUUUCCGUCACAUUUUUCUUUGUCUUCACCUGCGGAGAUUAUACGCUCCUCAAAUUUCGGUAUGGUCGUUCUUCUCGGUGUUUUUCUUCCGCU
Amoebophrya sp. A120 is the source of this 1174-nucleotide messenger RNA. The record is from the annotation of a GenBank genome assembly. NCBI's taxonomy places the organism in Eukaryota, Dinophyceae, Syndiniales, Amoebophryaceae.